AGGGGUGGGAUGUUGAUGGUGGUGUAAGUCAAGUACAGACAAAGAUGUCACAUCAAAGUUCCUCCUAAAAUGUUCCAGAGGAGCUGGUGGUGGAAACAUCCAGCUGAGCUUCAAAGAAUGCACGAACUGGACUAAUAGCCAUUUGAAUAGAUGCGCUGGGCGUCAAAGAACGUCACGGUGCACAGCAGAACCACCGUCCGGGUUAUCAAAAUGACAACCAGCCUCCUGCCGUAGUGGAGCCAGAGCAAGGAGAAGCUCUCCGCGUCCAACCCGCGUGUGCUCAGGCGGAGCCGCCAGAGGGGAAGUGGCGCCGCCGCCCCAGCGUCCGUUCUCCCGCCUCUGACUCGGCAUGGGUUGCGCACCCAGCAUCCACGUCUCCCAGAGCGGCGUCAUCUACUGCCGCGACUCGGACGAGUCCAACUCUCCGCACCAGACCACCACCACCAUCUCACAGGGCACCGGCGGCGGUGGCGGCGGCGUACUGCACGGCCUCUUCAUCAAGACCGACGCGGCCGACACCAUCCCGUCCGUUAUCGCCUACCAGAGCCGCCACUCGAGCUACAACUCCCGGCGGGAGAACAGGGAGACGAGCGGCGGAGGAGGAGGAGGAUGCGGCAACAGCGGCGGCGCGCACGUCCUCAUCGAGGCCGAGACGCAGACCAGCAACACCGGCGUCAAGGUUUCUUCUGCAGAAGAAUGUGUGGGGCCAAUGAGAGUGAGCCAGGAGCCCAUACAGCAGGUCCUGCUGGUCUUUGCCAAGGAGGACAGCCAAAGCGACGCCUUGUUGUGGGCCUGUGACCGCGCCGGCUUCAGGUGCAACAUCGCUAGGACGCCCGAGUCUGCGGUGGAGUGCUUCCUGGACAAACACCACGAGAUCAUCAUCAUCGAUGGACGCCACUCGCGCUACUUUGAGCCGGAGGUUGUGUGCCGGAUGAUCCGUGCCACAAAGCCCUCAGAAAACACUGUUAUUCUCGCCAUUGUUCCACAAAGGCCAUCCGACCAGGACGAGCCUUCUGUCCUCCCUCUGCUGUGCGCUGGAUUCAGCCGAAGGUUUGUGGAGAACACCAGCGUGACGGCCUGCUACAACGAGCUGCUUCAGCUUGAGCACGGAGAAGUGCGAUGCCAGUUCAAACUCAGGGCUUGUAACGCUGUGUUCACGGCGCUGGACAACUGCCAGGAGGCCGUGGAGAUCACGAGUGAAGACCACAUCAUACAGUACGUGAACCCCGCCUUCGAGCGCAUGAUGGGCUUCCACAAGGGGGAGCUGGUCGGCAAGGAGCUGACCGAGCUGCCAAAGAGCGACAAGAACAGAGCGGACCUGUUGGACACCAUCAACACCUGCAUUCAAAAAGGAAAGGAAUGGCAGGGGAUUUACUACGCCACGAAGAAGUCGGGCGACAGCAUACAGCAACACGUCAACAUAACGCCCGUCAUCGGCCAAGGAGGGAAAAUACGACAUUUCGUCGCCAUCAAGCGACCUCACGUCGACAACAACAAUCAAGUGCUCAAGCUCAACAAGGAAGACAGAAGUGGUGUGGAAUGUUCUUACUCAGAGUGCCAUUCUCUACGCCACCGUGACAGGAGGAAAGACUCCAUGGAUGCCAGGUCGCUCAGCUCCCGAAGUAGCGACGCUUCCAGUUUACAGAAUCGGAGGCACUCGUCUGUUGCCAGGAUCCACUCCAUGACAAUUGAGGCCCCCAUCACCAAGGUGAUAAACAUCAUCAACGCUGCCCAGGAGAGCAGCCCGCUGACCGUGGCCGAGGCUCUGGAUCGUGUGCUGGAGAUCCUGAGGACCACGGAGCUCUACUCGCCUCAGCUGGCCUCCAAAGAGGACGACCCCCAUGCCAGCGACCUGGUCGGGGGGCUCAUGAAUGACGGACUGCGGCGGCUCUCUGGGAACGAGUAUGUUUUCUCCAAAAGUAAGCGUGUGGUCACGCUGCUUUAUCUUGUGCAGGCGCCCAGAUCACACAAAAAAAUGUCGUUUUUGAAUGUCAAACCCAGAAUCACACUGUCAGUGUUUGUUCCAGACAACAGCCAGAGCCAGCUCGCCAUCCCCAUCACUCUGAGCGACGUCCCUCAGUCCAUCGCAGACAUGCUCGCCGACGAGGAACACUGGGAGUUCAACAUCUUGGACUUGGAGGCGGCUACGCACAAGCGGCCGCUGACCUACCUCGGCCUGAAGAUCUUCACGAGUUUCGGCGUGUGCGACUUCCUGAACUGCCCCGAGACAUCGCUGCGUUCCUGGCUGCAGCUCAUGGAGGCCAGCUACCACUCAUCCAACUCCUACCACAACUCCACGCACGCGGCCGACGUGCUGCACGCCACCGCCUACUUCUUACGCAAAGAGAGAGUCAAGAGCAGUCUCGAUCAGCUGGACGAGGUGGCGGCGUUGAUAGCCGCCACCGUUCACGACGUGGACCACCCGGGCCGCACCAACUCCUUCUUGUGCAACGCCAGCAGUGAGCUGGCCAUCCUGUACAACGACAUGGCGGUGCUGGAGAGCCACCACGCCGCCCUCGCCUUCCAGCUGACCGUGCGCGACAGCAAGAGCAACAUCUUCAAGAACAUCGAACGGAACCAGUUCCGGACCCUGCGUCAGGCCAUCAUCGACAUGGUGCUGGCCACGGAGAUGACGAGGCACUUUGAGCACGUCAACAAGUUCGUCAACAGCAUCAACAAGCCCAUUGCGGCCAUCGAGGAGGCCAACAUGUGUAACAUGACCGGCGACUGCGAGGGUCAAGGGAACUCCCCGGAGAACCGUCUCCUGAUAAAGCGCAUGUUGAUCAAGUGUGCAGACGUGGCCAAUCCCUGCAGGCCGCUGGAGCUCUGCAUCGAGUGGGCGGGACGCAUCUCCGAGGAGUACUUUGCUCAGACGGAUGAGGAGAAGAGGCAGGGGUUGCCCGUGGUGAUGCCUGUUUUUGACCGCAACACCUGCAGCAUUCCCAAGUCCCAGCUGUCCUUCAUAGACUACUUCAUCACGGACAUGUUUGACGCCUGGGACGCCUUCGCCAGCCUGCCGGGCCUCAUGGAGCACCUGUCGGAGAACUACAAGUACUGGAAGACUUUGGACGAAAUGAAGUGUAAAAGCCUGCGCCUGCCGCCUCCAUCUUGACUGCAAGCCGCCGCCAUCAGCGACUCGUCCUGUCAUGCGCACUACCUGGCAUGUUGAUGGAACCCUGGAUGCAAACAUGCAGUCGUUUGCAUUUCAAGCUGGAGGUGCCACUAUCAGACCCCUCCCAUCGACAUUACGGCACCGCCAAGUGUUCACUUUUUUCACAUUUUUAAAUCUCUCAUCCUCCUCUUUAUGGUUGCCAUUCCCUUCUAAAGAUGGCUGAUUUGAAAGAGGCUUUCCCUCGGAUAGUGAAGUGACGUCUUCCCUCUAGCGGCUUAAUCGAGUACUGCACCCACAGGCGGAAAACAGGAGGCAAGUGCAGACAUGCACGUUUUUUCAGCUGUGAAAUCGAUGAGAGGAGGAUCAUCCUAAUAAUUGAAAGGAAAUCGAUUUCAAAUCCAGAAUUCCAUCAGGAAGUUCCUUGGACUAUAAGCAAAUCCUCGGAAACACAAAGUGUAGCCACAAGAUGCUGAAUUUAUUUUAUUACUCAAGAAAUGAUGGCAGCAGCUCGUCAGUUUUGGGGGCUUUUUAUGACAAUUUUAUUGGUCAAAUACUCCUCACGGGGCUGUGACAUCUCUGAAACUUAAAAAAAAUCAUUUCAUUUUCAGUCCGGUCACAGGUUUUCUGAAACAUGUCAUGGACCCUUUAAGGCGUCCUUGACAUGAUAUAUCAACAAAUUGCUUAAGUAUGUUGUAUAUUGUUUGUAAUUGUGUUCUACAUUGCGCAAUUUUUGAAAGCAAACGGUCCAUUUGCAAAAUUGGCAUUUAUAGUUUAUGGCGGCAGCCGUGACGAGCGCGCUCCCGCUGUUCAGCCUCAUUUCCGUACUACCACUGCUAUCACUCGGGCAAGAAACCAGAGGCGUAUGAGACAGAGGAUGUUUACAGUGAUUAUGGCCAAGAUUUGAGCCGUGGGAAAAGUGUUUAGAAGACGUUAUGUAAACAAGACGUGAUUUACUCUGUUCUGUGGCAACUUUGAUGACAUUCUUUUCCUGUGUACUGGCGGAAUAGCAUCCUUUUUCAGAAUGAGUUUAUUCCGUACUUUUAAGCUGAAUGCUUCUCGUAAAGGUGUUCCUUCAUAGCAGCCAUCAGUGGAAUGGUCACUGCAAAGAACAGAAGUCGAGGCAGGCAUCCAUUUCGCUCUCCUUCUCUGCACUUCUUACAGUGUCACUCGGGUACUACAGUAUGAACAUCCAGCAGCAACACAACCUUUUGGCACGACUACUAUUUGGAUAAAAAAUACACUGAACCAAGUUGACCAUCUACCUCGAGAAGCGUUUGUUUACUCUGCUUUAGCUGAGCGGCGUCGCCCCCGUGACAUCACUUCCAAAUGAGACUGAACAGCGAGAGCUAGUUUAUCAUGGCUGUCGCCAUCAACUAUAAAUAUAAAUGUAAUAAAUAAUACAAACCUAAUUUUGGUGAAUUUACCAUUAGCUUUCAAAAAUGGGAACAUAAUUCCAAACAUUAUAUAACAUAUUUAAGCAAAGUUGAUGAAUCUUGGCAGGGACACUUCAAUCUUAACUCACCUCCUCAUUUACAGAUCAGAAGAGGAUCUGUAAAUGACUUGUUUUUUAGUAUUUUUAUUCAUUUGCUUUGCUUGACAACUCUGCUGUUUUGUAACUUUGAAAACCUUUUUGUUCAUAAUGCAAUCUAGAGGAAAUAUGAAGGUCACUGUAUGGACAAAAGCAGUAGGACAUAUCUGACUUAGUCAAUCAGAGGAUGGAUUGUUGUCUCUGAAUCUUAAACAUUCAUUUGAAGACAUUUUGAAUAACAGAACCAACUUCCAGUUCACUUCCUGUGUUUGUCCAAAAUCGUGUUUUUCUUUUUAAUGCUGUCAAACAAAUGCAAGCGACAAUUAAAAGGCCGACGUAAGACAUCUCUCUGGUGUUCGGCACAUUGAAGCCCCUAAAAUCCUUCUAGAAAGAGCCGUGAAACGGGCCCUGAAGGUCUGAAGGUGCUUAAGCACUUGAACGCUGCUAAGAUCCCCACAAACCUGCUGAGGUGAGGCC
Messenger RNA from Dunckerocampus dactyliophorus (ringed pipefish), 5117 nucleotides. RefSeq names its product phosphodiesterase 8B (gene pde8b). The record is from RefSeq and is a predicted model, not a curated record. Gene Ontology annotation, biological process: signal transduction. Lineage: Eukaryota; Metazoa; Chordata; Actinopteri; Syngnathiformes; Syngnathidae. Gene Ontology annotation, molecular function: 3',5'-cyclic-AMP phosphodiesterase activity. Bases 350 to 3112 code for a protein of 920 amino acids. The transcript has 21 exons.